UGCAGAAGAUCCAGGUAUAUAAGACGUGCAGCAGGGAACCUCCAGUCACAGUUGCACUGCUUGGUGGAUCGCCAUGUCGUCUGCAGCCCUUUCCUUCGGCGCCCUCGCUCUCCUGGUGUGCUUGGCAGCUUCGAGCAGCGAUGACACACGCUUCCAGUGUGUGACGGAAGGUCGCUUUCCUCACCCUAAUGACUGCGGGAGUUAUAUUGACUGUCUGCCGGACACUAUGCAGGUGCAUUCCUGCAACGGAGGAGCGUUCCACCCGAUUUACAGGACGUGCGUGGCCCUCGAUCAGGUACCCACCUGCCAUCCCCGAAAAGGGCGCUCCGUAACUGCCGACCCGAAGCUGGAGUUUGCUUGCGAAGGAGCGCUGAGCGAAUUCGUGUGCGUCGACUGCAAGACCUUGGUCAACUGCGUGAACGGCACCGCCUACCCCGAGCCCUGCGGCGACGGCGACAUGUGCUCCGUCAGGGAGUCGCAGUUCGGCGGCGGCGUCUGCUACCCCGCCGAGCCCAAGGAGUGCACCUGCUCCAAGCCCAACGAGUUUCACGUGGAUUACUACGACCCCAGCAAGUUCUUGUUCUGCCAGGACGCCGAUACCGACCCCAUUAUCUACCAGUGCCCCGAGGACCACGUCUUCGACCCCGUCAUGAGCCAGUGCAGGAACAGCGCGGGUCUUCCUGAGUGCAGCAGCAUCGGCGUCUUCGCCAAUCCAGAGAACUGCACGCAAUAUUACACCUGCAUUUUCACCACGAGCGGCUGGGUCCAGAAGCCGUUCUCCUGCAUCAACGAAACAGAUCCGUUCCUCAUGUACAACGAAGCCUCGGGGGUGUGCGAGGACCCGUGCCAGUGGAACACAGGGAAAUUCUCCUGCGUCGCGGAGGGCCGUUACCCCGAUCCCCUCAGCUGCUCUCGCUACUUCGAGUGUGUCGUGGACGAGGCAGAGGAAACGGGCUUCCGCCAGGAGUUGCACGAAUGCCCUGAAGGUUACGUGUGGGACCCCAGCGCCAGGGGAGACUUCGGUCACUGUGUUCCUGGAGGGCGCGAGCAAAACGGCCUGUUCGCCAGUCACCAUUAACAAGUGCACCAUCCCAGACAACUGGUGCGACAACACCAUCCAGUAAGUUCUUCAAGUGCUGACAUUCCCUCCGCUUUCUCCUUUCCCGGUCUUAGUAAUAAAACAGGGAACAGGGACAGCACAGGGUGUCUGUUAUCACGAAUGUACAACAACAGGAUUCAGAAGGACACGAGCACUGUCGCCUGUGUAUUCUGAUCCCAUCCCCGCAGAUUCAGAGACUGCUCUGUAUGAGUUUCUUUCUGUGUGAUUCCGGGAACUUAUCAA
Molecule: messenger RNA, 1342 nt
Organism: Penaeus monodon (black tiger shrimp)
Lineage: Eukaryota; Metazoa; Arthropoda; Malacostraca; Decapoda; Penaeidae
Cellular component (GO): extracellular region
Molecular function (GO): chitin binding
Source: RefSeq, a predicted model, not a curated record